Molecule: messenger RNA, 576 nt
Organism: Fulvia fulva
Lineage: Eukaryota; Fungi; Ascomycota; Dothideomycetes; Mycosphaerellales; Mycosphaerellaceae
Exons: 1
Coding region: 1-576 (191 amino acids)
Source: RefSeq, a predicted model, not a curated record
AUGAACUCUUCUUCGCCCGCCGAGCUCUCGCCCUCCUCAAAUCCCGCCUCAGCAGCAGCCGACACCUACUGGGAGAAAAUAAUCGCCUCAUCCUCCGGCCGCUUCCUUCCCGCCAACAUAACCCUCCGCUGCCAAGGCCUGUCCGUAUCCUCUUUCCUCACCUGGUUCAAAUCCAACGCCUCAAACGCCACCGUAAGCCUCGCCGGCCACCCAGAACACUACAUCAGCACUCACGGACCAAUCCUCGAGACUGUUGGGGAGCAUCCGAGUUUCUUUACGUUGCAUUUCACGGAGGAGGUCGAUAAGUGUGUGACGAACCUGGAUCGGGGGAAGUAUCCUAUUGUGCUAUCGGGUUGUGGAAUUUUGAGGAGUGGGACUGUUAUGGGGUAUGCUUGUCAUCAGUUUAGGGAUCUCAAUGGGAAGGAGGAAGGGGAGGGGUUGGAGGCGAUGUUUGGCGCAUGGAUUCCGGCAGAUGUUGGGGAGGAGGUGAGAGAGCGUCAUCGGAUGCAUUUGGAGGUCGAGUGGAGUAAUUGGAUGCGAGCGGCGUAUGAGGAUUUGCAUGGGAAGGGAAAGUAG